UGUUUUGAUUGUACAUGUUGGUAUUGUGUGGAGUGGAAUAUGUGCAAAUUAAGUAAACGUUCUGAUCUAUAGUUUCAUAAAUAUAGUUAAACUUAACUCCCUCUAAUAUGCAAAAUUCUGUGCUUGGUGUGGACUCUUAACACUGCAAUUAUCAAGAUUUUAAAGAUGCUGAAACUGCUGGUCCUGUGUUUGAUUAUCAAAGCAACUGUUUCAGCUGUUGAAAUGGAUGAGACAGAAGGAUCAGCUGAUAUUGGAAGUGACGAUGAAGACUUUGUAGAUCAUGUGAAAAGAACAAGUGUUAAUCAUAACUUGGAAAACGCUGGGAAUUCCGAUAAGUCAAGAGGAGACAUUAACGACGGGGUCACCACCAUCAUCAUCAUUGCAGCCGCGAGCACGACUGUGCUGAUAUUAGUCGUGAUAGGAGCCAUUUUUCUGGUCAAACACCACAUGCACAAUCUGCAUCAAGGGAUGUAUGCUGUUCCAGCAGAACAGGCUCAGAAAGGGACAAUCUAAUCACCAAGAUCUCUUCCCCAUUCAACACCUGCCAUGGAGCCCUUGCAUGGGGCGCUGAGGGCAAAGCAGCCAGCAUGGGAAGCCUAAUAUAACCCUCUUUGCACUCUUAGUUCUUCUUUGGCUUUUGACUCUGUCUCCUCUGUAAGUCGCAUUUGUUCACAUGCUGAAUAAUUCAUACACUUGUUAGGUCAAUCAAUACUGCACACUCUUUGAUCCACCUUUUUCCCAUCUUGCCAUUUUCCUCUAAUCCCCCCCAUGCUUAAAGUGCGAUGCCACACUGUGCCUUGGGAAAGAUCAGGGCUAAUUUUUGCACUCCAGUCACUGUGGGACCUGAAUAGGACAGAGUUGGAUGAGAUCUAACCAAGUCCGUUAUUGUAUUAAAAAUCCUGUAAUGCAGACACCUUCUCAGUAAUGUACAGUAACUUACGGGUGGUUUUUAGCUAGUUUAACCACCACAUACUAUACUCAUAGUACAUCAAAUAAUAAAUGGCAUGUUACAGAAAGCACUGAACGUGAUGCAUUUAAAAUAUUUAGCAGACACUUUUAUCCAAAGUGACAUGCAUUUUUGAGAAAGGAGGGUCAGACAGUCCCUGGAAUAACUGGGGGCUAAGGGCCUCGCUUGAGGACAGCAAUAAAAUCACACAAUUUGAACUAGCACCCUUCCAAUCAUAAACACACUGGCUCGCUAAGCCACACACCACCCCAAUAUCACAAGUAUAUGUUUUUUAACACAGAAAGGAUUUCCUGCCCAUGUUCUUGUUCCGUCAUUAUUCUGAAGCAGGAGGAAUGCAUCUGUCUAUUUUUACCCUUAUGAUCUUAACCAUCCUACACAUUAUCACUACCGGAAUCUGCUUCCUGAUGUACCACAAUACCAAAUAGCCAAAAGCUGUCCAGAACAAACAGUGAUUUAAACAGUCCCUUGUCCCCCAGCAUAUUUUAUUUCCUAUUUGCCAUGCAUUUACCCUGACCUUGCACUGUAACAUUUUUGUAAAUAGCUUUGAAAAGUAGUCGUGGCAAUAUAAGGUUUCAGAUGACAGGGUGGAGAGAGAAUCAAAUCAAGUGGGACAAAUUGACUGGGAAACACUCCACAAUAAACAUCUUUCAUUUAUACCUUUCACUGUUUGAGUGGAUCUGUUCACUUCCUCUUUUAUAGAAAACCAUCUUACCCACAGGCUUUGGAACAUGAGGAAUUGGAUACAAUAACUUUUUUAGUAGCUCCAGAAUGCUUAGAAAAUAUCCUGGUGUGAGAAAUUGGCAGAAUCUUUUUUGCCAUUGUAUGAAAAGCGAGAUUACGUAAAACAGCAUGAGUCAAAUGAAUUGGUUGUCUACAAAGGGAAGCUAAUUUAAAAAAUUGUUUGGUAAAGUGAAAGGCAUACAUUAUUAUUUUGCUUGACCUUACAGCUAUGAUAUCAUUCAGUAGUUAUUAGCAUGGCUGAACACCUUCAAGGAAAUGGAAAUUGUUUUUUUUCCUGCUCAAGUUUGUUUUUUUCUGAUUGCACUUUACUUACAAUGCAAACAGUUUGCAGUCUGUUUGUAUACUGAAAUCCAUUUUAGCCUGUUAACCUACCAUAAUCUGGAAGAAUUUCAAAUUUGAACAUUUCAUUAAUGUUUGUUUCUUUCGCUAUAUCCUUUAUAUGAGUUGAAAAGUAAUUUGUGUCUUGUUUAAGACAUACCGCAAGCAAUGUAUUGUGCAAUGAGCCAAUGAAAUUAGGAAAUGAUUAUGGACAAAGCAAUCAUCACUGAAAAAAUAUAUAAGCCUUGUAAAUCUGCUAUUUUUGCACCAAAGAUAAUUAUUUGGAACCUAAUGUGCUUACCAGCAAAGUACAUAAUUCAUAACUUUGUAGCCAGAUCUUUUUAUGGUGUUUUUCUUGUGAAUGUCAGAAGUUGUCCAGCACUUUCUGUUCCUUGCAGUGCUGGUCUUUGCGUUGGAAUGGAUUAGCAGGGCUGUGCUUGAAUAGAACAGAAAUGUGUUUAAACAAGUAAUGUUGCUGAAGUCCAUGAAAUACUUUGUCCUUCACUCCUAAAGUAUCUGAAUGGCCUUUUUUUCCUGUAUAAAAUCUUCCGCCAGUCAAUGUUUAGUGGGCUAUACAAUGUCCUCUUAUUAGUUGUGGCACAACAAAUUCAAAUGGUCGUUAACCCCCCCACCUUGCAGUUUUUCGUCAUCUUGAAAUAACUGGACUGUCCAUUCCUUCUCUGUAUUAUUAUGUUAUAUUUUUAUAUUUGCUUAGUUUAAUCAGGAGAUAUUUAUGCAUAAAUACAAAUAUAUAACGGGUGUUUUUGUUGUCAAAAUGCAAUAUGAUACUUGUAGCAUGUUGAAUGUAAGUCAAAUCCAUGUGAUAUUUUUGUUUGUUAUUGAGAAUUUCACAUUUACAAUAAAUCAUAUUUUUUCUGUUUUGCAGUUAUGGGUAAGUGGUACAAUGGGCCUGUUUGUCUGGUUAUUUUUUUUUUAUUAUUGAAAUGUCUUAUAAAGAUUAUGUAUUAUUGUAUGAUUCCAUAAUCAACUCUGUAACUGAUUACCACAACUGGUUGAUUAAUGCAGUAAAAGGAGAUGAGCAAUGUCUAAAGGAGACAAAGUGUAAUGCUCCUAUAUUUACUGUUGGUUUUAUUGCCUGCCCAACCCACUUUGUCAAUGUUUCUCAGACUAAUCUGUGUACCUAACAGUUGCGUACUUAAAGGAUCACACCUUGGAACAAGGAAAAAAAAAAAAACAGACAUCAUGUUUCAGUUGGAAAUGUGGAUAAGAAAUUUGAUACUGGCUUAUAUAUGUAGAUAGUAAAAGGGGUUUGAUAGUCAACAUAAGCACAAAAUUGCAUAGACCAUUUACCAGAAGGUUUAAGCAUGACAUUUUACAUUGAAAUUUUAUUAACAGUUGGUAUGUGAUUAAUUAUCCGUUGUAUAUAUUCAAACACGUACGUGGACCAAAUAAUAAUAAAUGGUUUCUGCUGUA
Brienomyrus brachyistius is the source of this 3460-nucleotide messenger RNA. RefSeq lists its product as uncharacterized. The record is from RefSeq and is a predicted model, not a curated record. The transcript has 8 exons. Lineage: Eukaryota; Metazoa; Chordata; Actinopteri; Osteoglossiformes; Mormyridae. Bases 166 to 513 code for a protein of 115 amino acids.